GCCCGCGAGCAGGUUGUUUUUAUGAGGCGUCACUGGCGUCUGGAGCUCGGACGCCGCCACGGUGACAACCGGCGCGGUCGGGCGGAGGAGGCGGUGCCGUCGGUACAUGAGAGCUUGGCCUCUUCCGGGCUUUUCCCACCUCGCUGUUGGCUGAAAGUAGACUCUGCUGCUAUCUGGUCCCCUUCCCUAUGCCAGCAGGAUUCCAGAUCUGAAAAAUGUCUGAAAAUUCCAGCGACAGUGACUCAUCUUGUGGCUGGACUGUCAUCAGUCAUGAGGGUUCUGACAUAGAGAUCGUGAACUCUGCUGCAGCCAGUGACAACUGUGAGCUGACUCAAGAACAUUCCUCAUUAGAGCAAGAGGAACUGCAAGUUCUUCAUGCAGGGCAUGGAGGUGGAGAAAGCAGCGUAAACAGCACGUCGGCAGUGGGAGAAACCAUGUUGUCCUCAGUGGAAGAAACCAAGCCAGUGAUUGAGGUGGAGGAAGUAAUUUCCCCUGAAGACAAUGUCUAUUUCGGAACUACCAGUGACGAUUCUGACAUUGUUACACUUGAACCACCUAAGCUGGAAGAAAUGGGGAACCAGGAGGUUAUUAAAGAAGCGCCCGGCUCCGACGACUUUAACAUGGGUUCUUCCUCCAGCAGCCAGUACACCUUCUGCCCGCCAGAACCCGUCUUUUCAUCUCAGCCUAGUGAUGAGGAAUCCAGUAGUGAUGACACCAGCCAUGAGCCCAGCCCUGUCCCACGCCGCCGCCGCAACAGGAAGAAGACCAUUUCUGUCUCAGAGUCUGAGGAGCUGCCACUCGCUGAAGCAGAAGAUGAGCUCUCCAAGGAGCCGAGGAAACGCCACUUUAGUGGUGGUCUCAACAAGUGUGUUAUCCUGGCCUUGGUGAUCGCUGUCAGCAUGGGAUUUGGACAUUUCUAUGGCACAAUUCAGAUUCAGAAGCGUCAGCAGUUAGUCAGAAAGAUCCAUGGAGAGGAGCUGAAUGGUGUGAAGGAUCAUCUCUUGCAAUGCCAGCAGGAACAAGAGUCUUUUCUAGAUUUCAAGUUAUUGAAAGAAAACCUUGAGAGGUGUUGGACAGUUACUGAAACAGAGAAAGUUACCUUUGAAACUCAGAAGAAGAAUCUUGCUGCAGAAAACCAGUAUUUACGAAUAUCUCUGGAAAAGGAAGAGAAAGCCCUGUCUUCAUUACAGGAAGAGUUACAGCAACUAAGGGGGCAGAUUAGACUGUUGGAGGAUAAAGGCACAAAUACGCAGUUACUUAGAGAGAACCAGGCUCUUAAGCAGUGCUUAGCAAUGGAGAAACAGAAAACAGAUAGCUUCCUUAAUGAAAAAGAGACUCUCUUGGAGGAAGCAAAGAUGCUGAAGAAGGACCUGGAGAGAGAACGGCUCACAGCAAUGGCUCUGCGGGCUGAACUUGAGCAGUUAGUCCCUGGCAGGGCCCAGGCCCAGGCAGAUUCUCACAGUGCGCAGAAUGAAGAGAAGGAAAUGGUGCUGUUGCAACAGAGGCUGGCUGAGCUGGAGCAGAAGCUAAACUUCGAGCAGCAGCGCUCUGACUUGUGGGAAAGACUGUAUGUUGAGGCAAAGGACCAAAAUGGAAAGCAGGAGACCGACGGGAGGAAGAGAGGAAGCAAAGGAAACCAGAGGGCUAAGAGCAAGUCGAAGGAGACAUUUCUGGGGACAGUUAAAGAAACAUUUGAUGCUAUGAAGAAUUCAACCAAGGAGUUUGUAAGACAUCAUAAAGAAAAAAUCAAGCAGGCAAAAGAAGCUGUGAAGGAAAAUUUGAAGAAGUUCUCAGAUUCAGUGAAGUCCACUUUCCGGCAUUUCAAAGAUACCACCAAAAAUAUCUUUGAUGAAAAGGGCAAUAAGAGAUUCGGGGCUUCAAAAGAAGCAGCAGGUGAAAAAGCAAGAACAGCUUAUGGUUAUUCUUCAUACUCCGUGCACGAGGCACCGAACCAAAACCAGAACUGCAGAGGCCCGUCUGCACAGAGGGAUAGAGGAAGAGAAAAGCCCAGUCACUCUGAAGAAGAUAGGAAAAAUGCAAAUUCAUAUACGUACGAGGCCAAGUUUGACUGCAGAGACACACAUUCUACCAGAAGGGUUUGUUUGGGAUGUACUGGACAAGAAUCCAUUAGCCAUAUUAACACAGCGGGCUCUGUCAGCGUAAAUGACUUCAGAGAGCUGAUUCAGUGGUACUUACUGAAUGAACUGGAUAAUUUUCACCACUGGAAAGAACUGGAUCAGUUCAUCAGUCCAUUUUUCCCAAAUGGUGUCUUUAGAUACGACCAGAAGCUCUUCGUAGACUUUGUUGAUGACGUGAAAGGUUACCUUAAGGGCAUAAAGGAGUAUCAAGUAGAGGAUGACAGUUUGCAGAAGCUGGAUGAAUAUAUAUAUAGACACUUUGGGCACCUUUUCGCCCUUCCAUUCGGACCCAGUCGACCUGAUAAAAAGCAACGUAUGGUAAAUAUUGAAAACUCCAGGCACCGAAAACAAGAGCAGAAGCACCUUCAUCCACAGCCUUAUAAAAGGGAAGGUGAAGCAGAGCCCUCCAUCAUGUCGGAUGGAGAUUAUGAUUACCUCAUCAAGUUUUUGGCCUUGGGAGACUCCGGAGUCGGGAAGACCAGUGUACUUUACCAGUACACAGAUGGGAAGUUCAACUCCAAGUUCAUCACCACAGUGGGCAUUGAUUUCAGGGAAAAGAGGGUGGUAUACAGAGCUAAUGGACCAGACGGAGCUGUGGGCCGAGGCCAGAGAAUCCACCUGCAGUUAUGGGACACGGCGGGGCAGGAGAGGUUUCGUAGCUUGACCACCGCGUUCUUCAGGGACGCUAUGGGUUUCCUGCUUCUGUUCGACCUGACAAAUGAGCAAAGUUUCCUCAAUGUCCGAAACUGGAUGAGCCAGCUACAAAUGCAUGCCUAUUGUGAAAACCCAGAUAUAGUGCUGUGUGGAAAUAAAAGUGACCUGGAAGACCAGAGGGCGGUGAAAGAGGAGGAGGCCAGGGACCUGGCAGAGAAGUAUGGAAUCCCCUAUUUUGAAACCAGUGCUGCCAACGGGACAAACAUUAGCCAAGCCAUUGAGACGCUCUUGGACCUGAUUAUGAAGCGGAUGGAAAGGUGUGUGGACAAGUCCUGGAUCCCGGAAGGAGUGGUGCGAUCCAAUGGCCAUACCUCUGCAGACCAGCCAAAUGAGAAGGAGAAAGGGAUUUGCAGCUGUUGAGACACAGGCGAGCAUUGUGGCAGUGCAGGGCACCUGCCUGUGAGCUCGGCCAUGGAGACCAAGCCACCACCGUGAGAUGAACAAGACCACCUGUUCAUCUCCAGGAGGCAUGAACUCAGCAGCCAUUUGUAACUUGUCGCAGCUUUAUAAGAUUCUAGUCCAAGAAUUGGGAGAACUACUUCACAGAGCCAAAAGUGUCUUAUAAAACCUAAGCCCAUGGUAGCAGUUCAUUCAGGAAUUCAGGACUUUGCAGCCACGAAAGGUUUCAUCUGUUAUGUAGAAUGCCGAUGGUCCCGGUCCCGUCACCUGCCUUAAAGCAGUCACCUGCCUCAACACAGAUAGACCUAGAGUCUCAUGAAGACAUUAAGAUCUUUGAGCAGUGAAAGGCCAUCAUGGUCUUGAGAAUCCAGAUUUCAAAAUCCAUGCUCUAGAACAUCAAACAUUUGAAUGUUAGGGAUGUGCACCCCGGGCCAAUGGCUUUCAGCGUUACCUUUCAUGUAGGCCUUCCCCUUGACGUGAACAUAAAGGAAUGACGGCUGUAUCUCUAGACUCUGAGCAGAGUGGAUUGAACUUAUGUGAGUUUGGUGGUGGUGGGAGGGGUUUGUGGAGCAGAGGUGAAGGACCUCCUAGCAGGAGCAAGGGAGGUCAUGGAGACCCGUGUGUUUAUCCAUGAUUGUUGGUUUAGUCUGUGUCUGAACAUGGCUUGUGCUUCUGGUGUAUGUAUAAGAAGAGAUUUCUUUCUCUCUCUCUCUCUUUUUUUCUCUUCCUACUUGUACAUUUGUUCUGGUGCCUUCGGGCUGCAGUUUCAAUUGGUUUGUAGACUGCUAAUCUGACUUUUCCAUGAGGCUGGGUGUGGUUGGUAUUGGUAUUUCCCUGUUUGCUUUCUCUUUUUAAUCAAGCAGCACGUGUACUUGCCAUCAGCAGGGAGCUCAGAGUCGGGACUUAAGCAGCCACAUUUGUAUGCUAGUUAAAGAAAGUGUUCUGUAGCCUGAACCUUUCCCUGGGAAUGUGGGCAUUUCUGUACUUGCUCUUAUCUUGCCAAGAUCAUGCGCUGUGCUCUGUCGCCACCUUAUCUUCAUGCCCAAGAUGGGUGGCUAAAAAUAUUCUUCACAGAACCUACUUCUAAAGACCUAAGGUGUCUCAUUCAGAACAAAAUUCUUUUCAAAAUGGCUUAAAGGAAGUAAGCCAAAAUCUGCAACAAAUCUCACCACAGGAAAAAUCUCACCAGCUAUAAAUUUAAGAAGUAAAAACUGUGG
Messenger RNA from Psammomys obesus (fat sand rat), 4468 nucleotides. Its product is annotated as ras-related protein Rab-27A. Gene Ontology annotation, molecular function: GTPase activity; GTP binding. NCBI's taxonomy places the organism in Eukaryota, Metazoa, Chordata, Mammalia, Rodentia, Muridae. The record is from RefSeq and is a predicted model, not a curated record. Bases 216 to 3212 code for a protein of 998 amino acids. Gene Ontology annotation, cellular component: membrane; melanosome; secretory granule. The transcript has 15 exons. Gene Ontology annotation, biological process: positive regulation of exocytosis; melanosome transport.